Messenger RNA from Condylostylus longicornis, 5226 nucleotides. RefSeq names its product brain tumor protein (gene brat). The transcript has a single exon. Gene Ontology annotation, biological process: negative regulation of translation. The coding region runs from base 372 to 3692 and encodes 1106 amino acids. The record is from RefSeq and is a predicted model, not a curated record. Gene Ontology annotation, molecular function: mRNA 3'-UTR binding; protein binding; translation repressor activity. NCBI's taxonomy places the organism in Eukaryota, Metazoa, Arthropoda, Insecta, Diptera, Dolichopodidae.
UCUUAAACAUAUUAAAAUAACAAAAAUCAUUUAUUACAAAUAAUAAUUUUCACUUUCAUUUGUUAAUUAUUUAAAAAAUAAAUGACAAUUUAUUGAAAUUAAUUUGAAAAAUAUAAAUAAAAAAAAAAAAUCAAACAAAUUUCACACUCUAAGCAUUUAAACUCAAAUUUAAUUUAUAAUUUAUUAAAUUUCAUAAGAAUUUCAUAAUCAUAUAUAAAAAAAAUAAAUAUUUUUUAAAAUAAUUAUAAUAACAAAAUAAUAAUAAUAAUAAUUACAAAAAUAAAUAAGACGGCAAAAUAAUAUUCUUGCUAAAUAAACAAUUAAAAUACAAAAAAAAAAAUUUUAUUUACAUCAUUUUGUCAAUUUAAAUAAUGGCUACAUCUCCAACACCAUCGUUGGAAUCAUUACCGGGUGCAACACAUUCAUCAAUUGGUUCAUAUGGUGAACAUCACGAUUAUUUAUCGGAUUCACCAUUAACAUUAAGUGGUUCAUCACCUCCAGUUAGUGAUUCAGCAAUUUGUGACGAUUUUAGUAAUAGCGGUGCAACAUCUGGUUCAGAAUCACAUAAAACAAAUUCAUCAUCAUCAUCAAGUAGUAGUAGUAGUAGUUCAGGUGGUUCAUCAGCAUCAUCAACUAGUGGUUUAAGUUGUGGUAGUAGCGGUUCCUCAACAUCAUCAUCAAAUUCAAUAACAAAUAAUACAGCUGGUGUUAUUGGUUCUGGUUUAUUACAAAAUACAGCAAAUUUAUUAAAUAAUCAACAACAAAAACAACAACAACAACAACAGCAACAACAGCAACAACAACAACAGCAACAACAACAACAGCAACAACAACAACAGCAACAACAACAAUCAGCAAUCUCAUCGAUAGUAUCAUCAUCAUUAGUUAACGGUUUAAGUUCUGGUGUUAUUAAUUUACAAACUUUAAACGGUGAACAGCCACCACGUUGUACUGGUUGUAAAUCAAAACAAUCAGACGCCGUUGCUAAGUGUAUUGAUUGUGUUAAUUAUUUAUGUGCUAGCUGUGUAACUGCACAUCAAUUUAUGCAUUGUUUUGCUAGUCAUAAUGUUUUCCAUAUUGAUGGUACAACAACAAAUACCGGUAAUGUUAAUGGUUCAUCAAAUAUUAAUGGAGCAUUUGAUGGUUUAACAUCAGUUGUACAACAAGCAGCAGCUGCAGCAGCAGUAGUCCAACAACAACAAAAUUCAAGUUCAAUACUCGUUAAUUUACAAAAUUCAUCAUUAGAUUUAACAAGUACAUUGACAAAUUUAAGUUUAAAUACAAAUUCAAUUUCAAUGUUAUUACAUCAACAACAACAGCAACAGCAACAAUCUCAACAACAAAUGGCACCACAAUCACAAUUAUCAAAAUUAAUGGGUUCACGUUUUAAUUAUGCAUCAACAACAAAUGGUACAACAGAUUGUACAAAUUCAAAUAGUGAAUUAUUACCAAAAUUAUCAACAAUGAGUUCCUUAAAUAAUACAAAUGAUAUUUUAGUAUCAGCAUUAGGUAAUGGUGGUGCAAAUGGUAAUAAUAAUUCACAACAAAAUGGACAACAGCAAACAGCAAAAUUAACUAGUCAAUAUUUUUGUACUAAACAUAAAAAUGAAUUAUUUAAAUUUUAUUGUCGGACAUGUCAAGUACCAGUUUGUAAAGAUUGUAUUGUAUUAGAUCAUCCAGCUGGUUUACAUGAAUGUGAGCAUAUACAAGAUUCAUCACCAAAACAAAUUGAAAAUUUAUUACAAAGUAUAUCAGAUUUACGUAAUAAAAUUUCUGAUUUACGUAAUAUACUAAAAACAUCUGAACAAAAUUCAAGUCGUAUUCAAAUGUAUUAUCAUAAAGCACAAGAUGAAAUUAAUGAAACUUAUCAGUUUUUCAGAUCUCAAUUAGAUGAACGUAAAGAAGAAUUAUUAAAAGAAUUGGAAUCUUUUUAUAAUGCAAGAAAUGUAUCGAAUUCUGUUUUAAUAACAAAAUCUCAAGAGAAUAUUGAAAAAAUCUUACAAGCAUGUGACUCAGUUGAACGGGUCACAAAAUCAACCAGUGUUAAUGAAACUAUAAUGCUUAAAAAAUUAAUUGAUAGUAAAACACAAUUAUGUAAUCAAAUGAUGCAAGAAUUACAAUUAAAUCCAGAUUUAACAUUUAUGUCUAAUUAUCAAGCUAUACAAGCUGGUGUUCGUAAUACAUUCGGUUAUAUACGUUCAUCAGAUAUGUUAGCACCAACAAAACAACCACCGAUUGCACGUCCCACAAAUAGUUUAUCAUCAAAUGGAUCUUCAAGUAUUAGCCCAACAAAUAGUACAACAAGCUUAAAUGGUAUUGGUGGCGGUGCAACUUUAUCUAAUUUACUUAGUAGUGUCGGUAAUGGAACAUCAUUAUUAGAUCGUCAUCAAUAUGGUAGUAUUGGUAAUUCAUCUAGUUUAUGUAUUGGUAAUGGCAUCGGUAAUAGUAUUACAAAUGGUACAACACAAUCAGCAUCAUCACAAUUAACAAAUGGAUUAACAAGCUCAUCAAAUUUUGAUAGCAAUAUCAUAUCAAAAAGAUUUAAUAGUGUCAAUAGUUUAGGACCAUUUGUAAGUGAUGUUAGUUUACAAUUAAAUCCUUAUGACAAAUGGAGUAAUAGUGGAUCAGAUAUUUUUAAUGGCUUAACAGAUCAAUACAGUUUAGGAUUAAGUUCUUGUACACAAAAUGGUAGCCCAUUAGGUGGUACUGGUGGUAAUGGUGUUAAUAGUAGUAAUGCUUUAGUACCAGCAAAUAGCUUAACUGUUGCAAAUAAUGCAUUAACAGGAACUGAUUCAAUAAUGGAUUUAACAUCAAAAUUAUUAUCAACUACUGCUUUUCCACCAAAAUCUCAAAUAAAAAGACAAAAAAUGAUUUAUCAUUGUAAAUUUGGUGAAUUUGGUAUAUUGGAAGGUCAAUUUACAGAGCCUAGUGGUGUUGCUGUUAAUGCACAAAAUGAUAUUGUUGUAGCUGAUACAAAUAAUCAUCGUAUACAAAUUUUUGAUAAAGAAGGACGUUUUAAAUUUCAAUUUGGUGAAUGUGGUAAACGUGAUGGUCAAUUAUUAUAUCCAAAUCGUGUUGCCGUUGUUAAAAAUUCUGGUGAUAUUGUUGUAACAGAACGUUCACCAACACAUCAAAUUCAAAUAUAUAAUCAAUAUGGUCAAUUUCAAAGAAAAUUUGGUGCAAAUAUAUUACAGCAUCCACGUGGUGUUACAGUUGAUAAUAAAGGACGUAUUGUUGUUGUUGAAUGUAAAGUAAUGCGUGUUAUUAUAUUCGAUCAAUAUGGUGUUGUAUUACAAAAAUUUGGCUGCUCAAAACAUUUAGAAUUUCCAAAUGGUGUUGUUGUUAAUGAUAAACAAGAAAUUUUUAUAAGUGAUAAUCGGGCACAUUGUGUUAAAGUAUUUAAUUAUGAAGGACAAUAUUUACGUCAAAUUGGUGGUGAAGGUAUUACAAAUUAUCCAAUUGGUGUUGGUAUUAAUUCAGCUGGUGAAAUAUUAAUUGCUGACAAUCAUAAUAAUUUUAAUUUAACAAUAUUUACACAAGAUGGACAAUUGGUUUCUGCAUUGGAAUCAAAAGUAAAACAUGCACAAUGUUUUGAUGUUGCAUUAAUGGAUGAUGGUAGCGUUGUAUUAGCAAGUAAAGAUUAUAGAUUAUAUAUAUACAGGUAUGUUCAAGUACCACCAAUUGGACUUUAAAUUGAUAUCUGGAAAUAUUCACAUAAAAUAAAAAAGAAUUCUUCUCAUUCGAAAAAAUUUUAAUUACAACAACAAAAAUUUGAUUAGUUUAUUACAUACAAAUAUAUAUAUAUAUAUAAAAUAUUAAAAAAAAAAGUUUUUAAGUGGUUAAUCUAAAAAUAUUAAAAAAAAUUUUAUUAUAAUAAUGACUGAAUCCUGAAUAUUAAAAUGAAUUGAAAAAUUUUGUUUUCUUAUUUUUUAAAUGACAAAAAUAUAUGUAUAUUCUUAUAUAUAUAUAUAUAAUGAUUAAAUAAAAUUCAACUAAAUCAAAUUUUUAAGAAAAAAUGCAAAAAAAAACUAAAAAUCCCUCCAUGGAAUUUGUAAAUUUUAAAGAAAUCAACAGUAUAUAUUAAAAAAAAAAAAAAAAAACGAAGAAAAGUGAGAAAUCAUUCGAAAAUAUUUAAAUUUUAUUGUUUUUUUUUUUGAUUAUUAAAACUGACAAAAAGAGAAAAAAAUGAUCAUCACUGCAACAAAGAAGAAAAGAAAAAAAAAAGAAAAUAAUUGUUAUUUUGUUUCGUAAUAAUAUUAAUUUCUCUAUUUUUUAUAUAUUUAUAAUUUAUCUACUUAUAAAUCCAAUUUAAAAUAAAUUUACUUAGUUUUUAAUUACAAACAUAUAUUAAAAAACUAUAAAGGAUCAUUUACAAAUGAAUAUGAAAGAAGAUUCAAAAAAAAAAAAUUCUUCAUCAUCUCUCCUUUCAACACCACUAAUUAUGAAGUUAAACCACUCAGAACUAACACUUAAACUGCUGCUACAUUUGCAUUAAACAAAAAUAAUGACAACAACAAUAUUUAAGGAAAAUCAAAAUAAAACAGAAAUUGGAGUAACAAAAUUUUAAGAGAAUAACAACUUUAUCAAGAGCAUUAUUUUUUGUAGCUCUUAAUUUCAAAUUAUAAAUACACAGAAAAAAAAAGUAACAGUAACAGUACUCUGCAUUAAUAAUAAAAUGUAAAUGUUUUCUUUUUUUUUUCACAAUAAAUCACAAUUUAAUAAAUAAAAAAAAGUGACAAUUAAUUUUAAUAAUACAAUCAUUUAAUAAAAAAAAGGGAAUAAUAUUAAUGAGAACAUUUUGACAAUAUUUUUGUGUAUAUAAUUUUUUUUUUUUUUUUGUGUGUACGGGAUAUAUAAAACAUAAAAUUUUCAUUAAAAUUGAUUAUUGAAGCAGCAAACAACACAAUACUAUUCAAAUAACAACAAUAAUAUUUAAAAGAACAUCAUUAUUACAACAGCCGGAACAACAACAGCAACAACAGUACUUUUAUAUUAAUUGUCUGAAAAUUUCUGAAAUUAUCCGAAUCAAACGACGACGUGCAAAACUGGACACGGAUGGAUGAAUCAAUAAGGUGGUUUUCUUCAUAAAAAAUUUAAAAAUAAAAAAAAAAAUUAAAUUUUUGUUUUUAAUUUUAAAAAUUUUUUUAAUUAGUAAUAUGUUAUAAAAAAUUAAAUUGACUUUAUUAUCUAUUAUAAAAUUUAAAAAAAAAAAAAUUGCACUUUUUU